This is a messenger RNA of Parus major (Great Tit), 525 nucleotides long. RefSeq names its product eukaryotic translation initiation factor 3 subunit K (gene EIF3K). Lineage: Eukaryota; Metazoa; Chordata; Aves; Passeriformes; Paridae. The annotation marks the transcript as partial. The record is from RefSeq and is a predicted model, not a curated record. The transcript has 3 exons. Gene Ontology annotation, biological process: regulation of translational initiation. Gene Ontology annotation, cellular component: eukaryotic translation initiation factor 3 complex; cytoplasm. Gene Ontology annotation, molecular function: translation initiation factor activity; ribosome binding.
CCGCUGUGUGGGCGUGGCCUGGCAGCGCCGUGACCAGGAAGCGGCGGUGGCGUCACUUCCGGAAGAGCCGCGAACAUGGCGCUGUUCGAACAGAUGCGGGCCAACGUGGGGAAGCUGCUGCGGGGCAUCGACCGGUACAACCCCGAGAACCUGGCCACCCUGGAGCGCUACGUGGAGACGCAGGCCAAGGAGAACGCCUACGACCUGGAGGCCAACCUGGCCGUGCUGAAGCUGUACCAGUUCAACCCCGCCUUCUUCCAGACCGGGGUGACGGCGCAGAUCCUGCUCAAGGCGCUCACCAACCUUCCCCACACCGACUUCACCCUCUGCAAGUGCAUGAUCGACCAGGCACACGUAUCCCGGGCGGGGAAUUCCUGGGGAGCACCUCCGUUCCAUGGGGAACCCCCUUGGAACCCCCCUUUCCAUGGGGAACCCCCCCCGUUCCAUGGGGAGCCCCCUUGGAACCCCCCAGUUCCAUGGGGAAACCCCCCAGUUCCAUGGGGAACCCCCUGGAAAACACCCCCA